CGCUGCGGUAGCCCGGGAAGGAACGGGUUAGCGCGGCCCCGGGCGGGGCUGGUAGGAGGAGCGGAGCGACCAUCGAGCCGCCGUCCCCCGGGGCUACCAGAGCGGCGGAGGCUGGCCCCCACCCCGCAAGAGGCGGGCCGCCGCCCGAGUGGGCCGCGGUCGAUGAGUUCAGCCUGCGCCAGUCAAGCCCAGACCACUGCAGAUUCACGUCCCCCCUUUCUGCCCCUGCCCUUCACUUCCCCUCCUCCCGGGAAUACAGCAGGGAUGGCUGCGGCAGCCCCGGCUCUGAUGCUCACACUGAGGCCAGCAAAGUGUUGUCCACCACAACUGCAGGAGGAGACUCCUGACCUUGCCCUGCAAGGCCCUGGUAUUCCCUGGCUCCAGGAGGCCUUUGAGGACGUGGCGCUGUACUUCACCCAGAAGGAGUGGGAGCUGCUGGAAGACAGAGACAAAAUGCUUUACCAGGACCAGAUGCUGAGGAAUUACCAAGCCCUUGUUUCUCUGGGAUAUCAAGGUCCCGCACCUGACUUGAUCUGCCGCAUCCACCGAGGGGAGGUGGAGCUCUGGGUCUAUGAGGAUGAGGGUCAUGGAGAAAGGACGUGGUCUGAAGGCCUGUCCCCAGGUUCUUCUAACACAGAGGACACCUGGUACUUGUUAGAAGAAGAAAAUUCCAUGGAUUUAUUCCUCAGAUCAGGCACUUCUCUACACGCAGCAGGUGCCAGGAUACUGAACCCAGCUGAGGAGGAGCCUGAACCAGUUAGAAACCAGCUCCCUAUGCAAUGCGCACAGAAAACCAUUGAGCCCCAAAAGAGCCCUGUGCAGAGACCCCCAAGGAGCCAUGAGGACAACAUCCAUAGCAGGGAGGUGUUAUAUAUCUGUGGGGAAUGCGGAAAGAGCUUUAGUGAUGAACAGGAGCUUGAGUUGCAUGGACGGACUCACAGUAAAGUGCUGGCCCACUCCUGUGGCCAGUGUGGAAAGAGCUUCAGGUACAGAUACCGCCUUGUGGAGCACCAAAGAACACACUCUGGGGAGCGCCCCCAUCUCUGCCUGGAGUGUGGGAAGACCUAUGCCCGUCUGGACCACCUUCGCGUCCACCAGCGUGUGCACACCGGGGAGAAACCAUACCGCUGCACCCAGUGUGAAAAGAGCUUCAACCACCUAUUCCACCUCCAAGUCCACCAGCGUGUGCACACAGGGGAGAAGCCAUACCACUGCAGGGACUGUGGGAAGAGCUUUAAUGACCCAUCCUACCUCCGUGUGCACCAGCGCCUGCACACUGGGGAACAGCCAUACCACUGUGCCGUGUGUGGAAAGAACUUCUCCCAGAGCUCUUCACUUGCCAAGCACCAGCUUGUCCACAGCACAGAGAGGAUGCACCACUGUGGGGACUGUGGGAAGAGCUUCAAUAACCCAUACUACUUCCGUGUCCACCAGCGUGUGCACACAGGGGAGAAGCCACACCCUUGCCCCCAGUGCCAGAAGAGCUUCAACAACCUAUCUUACCUGCGUGUCCAUCUUCGCCUGCACACCGGGGAGAAGCCGUAUGGCUGCAGUGAGUGCGGACGGAAUUUCAGGCACAGAACGUCCCUCAUCAACCACCAACGUGUGCACACGGGGGAGAAGCCAUACUGCUGCAAUGAAUGUGGAAUGAGCUUCCGGAUUAGCUCAUCUCUCACCAACCACCUGCGUGUGCACACUGGAGAGAAGCCAUAUGGCUGUGCCGAGUGUGGAAUGAGCUUCCGGCAUAGCUCCUCCCUCACUGAUCACCAGCGUCUGCACACAGGGGAGAAGCCCUACCACUGUGUGCAGUGUGGGCUCAGCUUCCGGCAUAGCUCCUCUCUCACCAACCACCAGGGAACCCAUGGACCAGCCCCUCAUGACUCGCAUGGGUCCGUUUCUGCCACCACCUCCUCUUCCCUGCAGCCUGUGCCCUGUAGGAAAAUGUCCAGUGCCUGUCCUGAAAUGACCUUGUCUCUUCAUUCCUCUGGCACUGAGUUUGCAUGGUCAUGAGGAUGCAAGGUGGUCUGCCAGGAGUCUAAAUAGGUCACAGUUAGAUUUACAAGUCACAUCUGGGCCAGAGAAUACAAAUAAGCUUAGGACUGUGCUAGGUGGGUCCUAGUUUCUCCUGGGUCAAUUGUCUGUGUUGCACCUAAGGAUGCCCCGUUGCAUGGCUUGGCUCCACGGCAGACACAGAAACCAUUUAUUUUACUUUGUGUUCAACUUCUUUGGAACUUAAUAUUGUGCAGGAGGGAGGAGGAGUUGGGGGUCUGUCGUGGGGUGGGGGGGGUUAUAGCUGCAGCUGCUCUGCUGGAGAUGGGGUGCAGGCUUGGGGGGAGAAGGGAGCAGUGGCGGUAGUAGUUAGGAGGGGAGCAUGAGGGUGAGGUUCAGAAAUGUCUCUUGUCUCUGGAUGAAAGUGGUGGUUAGGAUCUGUAGCAGCAUUUGCUUGCAUUAAGCAGGGGGUUGGAGCUCUUGCAUUCUGGAAUAUUGUGUGAGGAAUCCUGUGUGUUGGCUGCUUAUUGUAAGCUACUCUGAGCCUUUUGGCUAUGGCAAUAUGUGAAUCUAAUAAAUAAAUUGCUGUUGUCAGCCUUC
Molecule: messenger RNA, 2589 nt
Organism: Alligator mississippiensis (American alligator)
Lineage: Eukaryota; Metazoa; Chordata; Crocodylia; Alligatoridae
Product: zinc finger protein 436
Exons: 7
Coding region: 163-2010 (615 amino acids)
Biological process (GO): regulation of transcription by RNA polymerase II
Cellular component (GO): nucleus
Molecular function (GO): RNA polymerase II cis-regulatory region sequence-specific DNA binding; DNA-binding transcription activator activity, RNA polymerase II-specific
Source: RefSeq, a predicted model, not a curated record